Trichomonas vaginalis G3 is the source of this 442-nucleotide messenger RNA. RefSeq lists its product as uncharacterized. NCBI's taxonomy places the organism in Eukaryota, Parabasalia, Trichomonadida, Trichomonadidae. The transcript has a single exon. The annotation marks the transcript as partial. The record is from RefSeq and is a predicted model, not a curated record.
AUGACUACUGCCAAAUCUAUAAGCAGAGAAUGGCUAUUUGAAGCUAAAAGAAGAAUAGAAGAAGGUGAAUCUUACAAAAGUGUGGGAAAGGAAGUUGAAUUGGAAAAUGGUAAAAUUAAAUUGAAUGUUGCCGAAAAUACAAUAAGAAGAGCAUUUCAACUUCAAGAAAUCGAAUUACCAAAAGUUAGUCGCGGCAGAAAACCAAAUCCACCAACAUUUGAGCAAAAACAAUUAAUUAAUUCUUGUGUUUCACAAUAUAAAGGAGGAAUUUCAAAAACUUAUUUAUUGAUUAAAAGGUUUCAAAAUAUUGCUCAAAAUCCCGAUUGUGAGAAAGAAAAAGAAGAAAUUGCAAAAGAAUUUGAAAAUAUAGAAGAUUUGACAAAAGAUCAAAUUUUUGACAAUUUACAAAAAAUAAAGCAUCAUCAAGUGGAAAAAUUUAUGA